This is a messenger RNA of Populus nigra (black poplar), 3202 nucleotides long. RefSeq lists its product as uncharacterized. The record is from RefSeq and is a predicted model, not a curated record. The transcript has 4 exons. The coding region runs from base 20 to 700 and encodes 226 amino acids. Lineage: Eukaryota; Viridiplantae; Streptophyta; Magnoliopsida; Malpighiales; Salicaceae.
GCAAACUGGAGGUAGAGUUAUGUCGAAACCAAUAGGUUCUGAAUGGUCAGUAAUGCUCAUCAGUAUACUCUUUCUUCUUAACUAUCUUCUUCUCUGGCAACUUGGCUCUGGGGCUUCUUUUGAUGAUCGCAUCGACGAAGCCGCACGUAGUGGAUCCCUUCCAGAUGAUGAAGUAAGUGCUCUUCGACUCCUUUCCAAGAAUUUGCUGUCCAAAGACACAACGCAGUUAACUCUCACGUAUCCAGUUUGUUCUACCGAACCGGAUUCCGAGAUCAAGUGCUCCUGCCACAGCAUAAGAAAUCAAUCGGUUUGUUCCGUCACUGGAAUAAACUUGCCAAGCAAAAACUUGGAUGGAUCUAUUGACCCUUCAUCAAUAGGUCUCUUUGCAAACUUGGUAGGAUUUAAUCUUUUCAAUAAUCAGCUUUCUGGUGAGAUUCCUUCGACGCUGGGGAAUUUACAGCAUCUCAAGUAUUUGUAUGUUAAAGCUUUGAUUCCUUGUUCUAUAUUUAUAAAUGAUGGCAUGCAUAGGCUAUGCUUAUUUCUAAAUAAUGGUACAAUGACUGUUGUCGCAGGUGUGCGGCGUCGCGGCGAUCGUCCACCCUUAAAUAUGUAUGGGGGGAUAUAUAUAUCUGGUAAAUAUGGGGAGACAAGGAAUUCUUUGUCUCUUAGCAAAAAAAAUGGUGUGGGAGUCGCCACCUAGUAUUUUGGUCACUAGGAACCCUAACUGGUCUCAGAGAUCGGGCACGGGGACUGGUUGCGUAAAGGGAAGGUAUUAGCACCCCAAAUACGCCCUACCUAAGGUAAGCUGCAUUGUUUAUUUGUCUGAUAAAAUUCAAGGUCCCGUUGUGUUUCCUAGUUGUUGGUCCGUCUAUGGUUCAAGAAAAGUCUUCCUCAAUAAUGAGGUCCUUAUCUUAUCGGGUAAAACCUAAACGUUCUAACGUCUAUGUAUGUUGGUCCGUCUAUGGUUCAAGAAAAGUCCUCCUCAAUAAGGAGGUCCUUAUCUUAUCGGGUAAAACCUAACCGUUCUAACGUCUAUGUAUGUUGGUCCGUCUAUGGUUCAAGAAAAGUCCUCCUCAAUAAGGAGGUCCUUAUCUUAUCGGGUAAAACCUAACCGUUCUAAUGUCUAAAACAAACCAUAUUUUUAAUAUCAGGAAUACGUUUUAUGUUUAAAUUCGUAAUCCCAUAUACUAAAAUAAAACAAAAAGAUUUUUUAGAAUUUUUGAAAUAUUGGCCUAAUUCUCAUGGCUUGAAUAAACUGGUUAUUAAAGCCAAAAUGCAUACUAAUACUAUAUUGUUUUGAAAUUUUCUUUGUUGUAUGAAAAAUAUGAUGUUAUAAUAUUUAUAUAUAUAUAUUGGAGAGACUAGGCCGUAUGCAUGAAAACAAAAUAUUUUUAAAUUAUUUUAUUUUUUUAUGUCUUGAAGAAAACCAGGUAUUUUAAUACCGGAUUUGUAUCUUUACAGUAUAAAAAUAUAAACCGAUAUUGAUCAAAAUACAGUAAUAAAAUUACAUAAAAUCACAUAUUUUUUGAAAUAAUUUUUGAAGAAUUUACAAAAUUUUUCUAUAUUUGUUUUUUUGGGCCGGACCUAGCUCGGCUCAUGUGGCUGGGCUGAACCCAGCAGGCCUUACCAGGUCGCGAAUUAUAUUUCACGUGAACAGUGAAAUAGCAUUUCACUGUUCACGUGAAUUAUAUUUGACAUGAACAGUGAAAUAGCAUUUCACUGUUCAAGUGAAUUAUAUUUCACUUGAACAGUGAAAUACGAGAAAAUGGUCUAUGCACAGCGACGAGAAAGAGGACGAACCUGGUGGCUGAAACAAUGUUGAAGACGAUGGCAAACACUCCUAGUGAUGCUGAUGGCAGUGGUGAGGCAGCCGACGAGGUCUUCCGGUGGUUCUGACGGUGGUUCUAGGCGGCGACUUCUCCUCCUUUCUCCCCUGUUUCUGCUUUUCCUCUGUCUGUCUCUGUUUUUGCUUCUUCUGCUUCUUCUCACGGUACAGGGCUGUUAUCAAUGACAGGGAGGGAGGCAGCAGCUAGCAGUGGCUCUUCCUCUUCUCUGCUGCGUUUUGUGUGGCUUCUUUCCAGUGAUGGUGCUGCUGUUAUUGGCAGUAUUGAUGAAAGAGAAUGGCAGCGGUUCCAGGAGUGAGGCACCGUUCUUCUUCUCCUUGCAGAGGAGAUGGUUGCUGCCUUUUCUUCAAUGGUGCUGCGGCUGCUCCUCCUCCUGGUGUGGCUGCUGGAACGAAGGAGUGAUGAGCUGGUGCGGUUGGUGGUGUUGUUGCCGCUGCUCCUCCUCUUGGUGUUGCUGCUGCUGCUGGGAUGGAGGAGAUGAUGAGGGCGUUGGCGAAAGGGCUGCAGCCGAUAGAGGGAUGGCGGGGGGAGGCUCUGAAAUGGCCGGCCUCAGGGGAGAAAAGCAGAGAAGAGGGGGAUUUUUGUUCUCUGGUUUUUUCUUGUUGCCAAAUGAGAGGGAGACGGUUCAGGAGAGGAAAAUGAGGACGUGUGUAGGGGGGAAAUUGGAAGAGAAUCAGGGCUCUCGGGGGCUGUCUUGUGCUCUGGUUCGGUGCUAGGAGAAGGAAGAUGGAUCAAUGUGCAAGCAAGGGGGUGGCUGCUUUGAUUCUGGCAGAAAAACAAGCAGGGGCAGCGCCCAGAAGAAGAAAAUCAAAAUGGAGGGGGCCUGGUUUGGUUCUCUCUUUCUCGUUCAAAACUGAACUCUCUCACUUCCCUCUAAAAACCCCCCCCAUUUGCAGCUGCUAAGAGCAGUAUUUAUAGGUGAAGGGGGAGCGGACGUUGCUGUUGUGCGUGGGGAGCAGGGGAGCGGCCUGCUGUUGUGCAUGGGGAGCAGGGCACGCGGCGGUUGGUCGGCCAGACAAGGGGCAUGGGGCUUUAGGUUCGGCCACUGUUCCAUGUUUUAAGGGGCCUGGGGCUUUAGGUAGUGUGUGGAGAGAGAGAGAUGAACAGUGUUCUAUGUUUUUUUUUUCUUUUUCUUUUUAACUUAUUUGUGGGGACCCAAAAAUGGGUUACAACAGAUGCCCCCUCUUUAUAAUGCUUACGGAGCAGCAUGGGUUUUGCGUAGUAAGUUUUAUAAAGAUAAACAAAACUGAACUUCCGAAACUGAUAUUGUCGAAGCUUGAUCUAUCUGAAACUGUCUUUACAGCAACUCCCCUUCAACCCGAAACAAUGAUCAAAACUUAGUCAUCUUGAGAUCCCAA